GCUGUCUUUGCGGCCGGGGUGAUUGGGCGGUGAAGCUGCAGCGCGGUGGAUAGGCUAGGGCUGUUGAGAGGAGACGCGAGGAGACGGACGAGAUGAAAGGGCCCGGCGCCAGCGUCAAGGCGCAGCCGCAGCGAGUCUACGGGCGGUCUUGCAGCCCGUCUUGCAGGGAGUCUUGCAGCGUCUUGCCGCUCUCGUGCAGUCCUGCUGGGGCUUGUUGGCAGUGGUCUCAUGCACGGCGCGAGAAUAGCGUCGUGAGGGGAGCGCCUUUGGGGUGGAUUUUUGGGGCUGUCGUUUGGCGAAAACCCUUGUCGACUUGCGAGACGGACCGGAGGGCGAAGACCGGUUCGGCUGUUAGUUGUUAUUUUGUUGUUAUUUCGUUGGGCUGUAUUUGUAGCUUGUAUUUCGGUGGCACUGCAAUAGCCGAGAGGACAAUGACCAGCAGGUUCGUGAUGAUUUCGGUUCCGGUUCUCGCUGGUUUAAUAGCUCGGUGACGUGAUUAGACACAGCCCGCAGCGCAAUCAGGCCAGUUUCUCCGCUGCUGGAUAGAUCGUCUGCGGUCUUUUGUGGGAAAACGACAAUCGUCUGGUGUG
Molecule: messenger RNA, 590 nt
Organism: Ilyonectria robusta
Lineage: Eukaryota; Fungi; Ascomycota; Sordariomycetes; Hypocreales; Nectriaceae
Exons: 1
Coding region: 93-491 (132 amino acids)
Source: RefSeq, a predicted model, not a curated record